Messenger RNA from Terrapene triunguis (Three-toed box turtle), 2043 nucleotides. RefSeq names its product ring finger protein 130 (gene RNF130). The transcript is spliced from 9 exons. The coding region runs from base 816 to 1874 and encodes 352 amino acids. Gene Ontology annotation, cellular component: nucleoplasm; cytoplasm. Lineage: Eukaryota; Metazoa; Chordata; Testudines; Emydidae. The record is from RefSeq and is a predicted model, not a curated record.
GCCUGCGCAGCAGGCGGGGAAGUAGGAGCUGGCGGCUGUCGGGCUCGGUGCGCUGAGCGCGGGCUCGGGCUUUGCCUGAGGAACGGGUCGGGUCGGCGUCUCCUGGAGCCCCGGCCCGGGGAAGGAGCUGCGGGGACGGGCCCGGAGCCGGACAUGGCGCGGUAGCCGUCAGCGGGAGCGGUCGGGACUCGGGCAGGAGGCGCAGCCCCCGCGGCACCGAACGGAUCCCUGCCCGCGCGGGAGGCUGCGCGUCUGAGGGGGAGCCUGAAGCCAGGGGGGAGGGGCGGCGAGCUCCCGACAGAGCCCGAAGCGCGCGGGGAGGCGACCUGCAGCCCCGGCGGGGGCCCCUGGCGCUGGCCGGUGCCCGCUGCGCGCCCAGCCCGGUGACACGCCGCGGGGGGCCGCGAGCCGCCGCAUCCCCCCGGCCCGGCAGGCGGCUGGGGGCUCUGGCGGCCGCACGCUCUCCGUAGCCGCGCGGGCACGGAGCGGGACUCUCCGCCCCGGGCUGGGGGGCUGCUUCGAGCCGCGCCAGCCCUGCGCUGACACCCGAGGCCGGGCUGUGGCGGGAUGCGCAGGAGCCGCCCGCGCCUGUGAGUCCGAGUCCGGGGGGGGCCCUUCAUCGGUAGCUCAUUGGGGCCACCUGCAGUGCCACUGGCCGGUGGAUGGACUGACUGCCUGGGCGCCCGGGGGCUUCCUUGCUGCGAGUCCGCGGCCCCUUUCUGCGUGUGGGGGAACAACCCCCCGCGCUGUGCUGUAGGAGGCGCCUCGGCCUGUGAAGACCCUUCCCAUCUACACCUGUGCUCGUUCCACUUCGGAUGAAGAUGAUGCUCGCGAAGUGGACUUCACAGUAUUGGAACCGUCUCUCUUCCUUGCCAGUCUUGGUCCUGGUUAACUGUUGUGUCUUGCUGGCUAGCGCGGAUAAUACCAGUCAGGCAUAUUACACAGCCCUCAUCAAUGUGACUGUCUUGAACCCCGACCGAGUCAGCCCUGCGUUACUAAGGCUCGAUCGUGGGCGCUACGGGCGGGAUUCCCCCAAAGUGGAGGUCAAAGGCCUGCUGCUGGCACCAGUGCCUAUCAACGGAGUGGUGGAUCGUCUGGGCUGUGAUCCUCGAACACGUUUCCAUGUUCCUCCGAAUACCAAGCAGUGGAUUGCCUUGCUGCAACGAGGAAACUGUACAUUUAGAGAGAAAAUAUUGCGAGCAGCUUCACAUAAUGCCACAGCUGUGGUCAUUUACAACAAUAUAUCCAGUGAGGAACCUGUCACUAUGACUCAUCAAGGUUAUCGGAUUGUCGUUGCUAUAUCCUCUCGUCGUCUUGGAGAUGCUGCGAAGAAAGCCAUCAGCAAAUUGACAACCAGGACAGUAAAGAAGGGUGAUAAGGAAACAGACCCAGACUUUGAUCAUUGUGCUGUCUGUAUCGAGUGUUACAAGCAGAACGAUGUUGUCCGCAUUCUGCCAUGCAAGCACGUUUUCCACAAAGCCUGUGUGGAUCCUUGGCUUAGCGAACACUGUACCUGUCCUAUGUGUAAACUGAACAUUUUGAAGGCUCUGGGAAUUGUACCAAGUGUGCCAUGUACAGAUAACGUAGCCUUUGAUAUGGAAAGGCUCACCAGAGGCCAGCCAGCCAAUAGACGAUCAGCACUUGGUGACUUUGCCAAUGACAACUCACUCAGCCUGGAGCCCCUACGUACUUCUGGGAUGUCACAGCUUCCACAGGACGGGGAAAUAACUCCAAGGACAGGGGAGAUCAACAUUGCCGUAACAAAAGAAUGGUUUAUUAUUGCCAGUUUUGGCCUCCUCAGUGCCCUCACACUCUGCUACAUGAUCAUCAAAGCUACAGCUAGCUUGAAUGCUGACGAAGCAGAAUGGUAUUGAAGAAACACUUUCUGACAGAUUUGCCUUGGAGAGACACCUAUUUUUUGCAUCAUUUAUUGAUCAUGCAGCAUACGCAGUUACAUUUAGUACAUUUAUUUUUCAUUAAAGUUUGCUAAUGCCAAAGCUUUGUAUUAAGAAAAAAUGAAGAAAUAAACUUUAAUUAUGAAAA